Molecule: messenger RNA, 1275 nt
Organism: Pleurotus ostreatus (oyster mushroom)
Lineage: Eukaryota; Fungi; Basidiomycota; Agaricomycetes; Agaricales; Pleurotaceae
Exons: 2
Coding region: 1-1275 (424 amino acids)
Biological process (GO): regulation of transcription by RNA polymerase II
Cellular component (GO): nucleus
Molecular function (GO): RNA polymerase II cis-regulatory region sequence-specific DNA binding; DNA-binding transcription factor activity, RNA polymerase II-specific
Source: RefSeq, a predicted model, not a curated record
AUGGGCUAUCCCGAGUCGUCGCAGCGAAGCUCUCUGGAUGACUUUGAUGAAUUCGUGGGGACUUCACUGGAGCGAUCUGCAAGGAGGGGGACAUAUGGACACCACCCAUUUCCCAGUCUUUACCUCCCCCCAGCGCAGGAAUACGGCGACGUAUAUCCUUCGCUCCCCGAGUCGAGGGACCAAGUGCACGACCUUUCUGGUCGCCUCGUUCAUAGACGACCGUCUGUCUUCGACUUCGAGCCUGAGACAUACAGAAGCCAGCUAGGAGACGACGAAACGCAACCACCAGUCGGGGAAGACAUAUAUCUUUCGCCACUCUCUGAGCCGGUGACGCAGCCAGUGACAUCAAGGAAUUCACUUUUCCCUGAAUGUCUUCCAUCCGAAGGGCCGAUGGAUGUCGAAAACCGCCCUCACUUGGCCAUGACAGGUCUACCUCAUCCAGAUAUUUUUGCACUCGGACCCCCGGGCGCUUCCGUCCGCCGGAGAAACACAUCGCCCCCGCUGCACACCAUGGACACAGAGACCAGCGUGACAUAUCUGCCCCAUCCGUCUCUACCGAGUCCCGAGCGUGAUCUCAGCAUCCCAUCCCGAGGUAGCCGCUUGUCGAGAGAAAGAUCAAUGUCGACCCCCGUCUCACACCGUCCCAAGAAAAAGUCGAAGAUGCACGAGUGCGAGAUUUGCCACAAACUCUUCCCAAGGCCAAGUGGGCUGCAGACACAUAUGAACACUCACACUGACUCUAAACCGUUUCCGUGUACCGUCCAGGGAUGUAACAAGCGUUUUGCUGUUCGUUCCAAUGCCAAGCGUCAUCUACGUACACAUGGCAUCAUCCCAUCCCCUCCCACGAAUGACCCAGAGCCUACGCCAUAUAUUGUCGAUUUCAACGAUCCGGUAGUCUUGCCGCCGUCGUAUUCGCCGCAAUCGCAAUCGCUGAAAGGCCCCACCAAACUGCACUGGGUGCCACCCAGCCUCGCCACUCGAACAAACGUCAAAUCCCUCAGGACUUGUUCCGAAGUCGAUUCGGAGUCAGAUGACGGUGGCGAGUGCUUCGACCGUCAGAAUGGGGUGGGAUCGUUCGCCCCUGCUUUACCCAUGCCUCUGCGAACGGUUGUGCCGACGAUGCCUGUUGGCCCUCACGACGAGUUCUUUGAGGAGCGAGAUUCAUAUUUGCCUGCCGGCUCACAUCCCUAUCAUCCGACACAGGUGCGUCCCCCAGCGGAUACAGCAGAGGAACCCUCGCUUAGUAGUCUUCGUUGUCCACCGUCUGCAGUUUAG